Oreochromis aureus is the source of this 7657-nucleotide messenger RNA. RefSeq names its product receptor-type tyrosine-protein phosphatase beta. The record is from RefSeq and is a predicted model, not a curated record. Gene Ontology annotation, molecular function: protein tyrosine phosphatase activity; cadherin binding. Bases 1 to 7281 code for a protein of 2426 amino acids. The transcript has 33 exons. Gene Ontology annotation, biological process: angiogenesis; protein dephosphorylation. Lineage: Eukaryota; Metazoa; Chordata; Actinopteri; Cichliformes; Cichlidae.
AUGACGCUGGGUUCCUCACGUGUGAGCACAGGUGGAGCAACAGACGUCAUAACUGAGUUACAACCUGAGGAUGGAUCCACACACCAAACAUCUGCAGCAUCCUCAGACAGCACCGCCUCAGCUGCACCCACCACCACCACUCCUCCACCGUCUGCAUCCAGCACCAGCACACAUAGACCACCCAGGACUCACGGCCAGACCCCACCCACACACACAGACUCCACCCUUCAUCCAAACAUCUCAGAGAGUCUGACUCAAGGAGUAUUAUCAACAGCACCAACAGGUGAUGCAGUCACUGCAAGUAGCACCUCAGCUCCAUCAGUCCCACAAACGAGUACAACAAACAUCAGCACCACCGCUGCUGUAACCACACCCUCUCGGAGCAGCAUAACAGCACCUGCUCCAACCACAGCCAUCAAAACCACAUCUCCUACAGCCGCCAGUAGCACCACCCCUGUCACAACCGCAGAGACUACAGUCGCACCACCCAUAACAACACCAGCAACUACACACACAACCAUCCCUCCGCCAGCUAGAACAGCCAGCUUGACACAUACCAUCCAAACGUCCACUGGUGCCUCCACUCCCGCUACAACUGCAGGAACCAUACCCAUACCCACAGCCACGAAGCCGUCUCUAACCACAGCCGUCAAAACCACACCUACCACUGCCAGUACCACCACCCCCACCACAACCACUGAGACUUUUCCCAGUUACAACUGCAGAUACUACAACCACCACGAGCAUCAUAACAACGUCCGCAACAACCACCCCACCUACGACUGCUACAGCAUCUCCUGCUACAACCACCCCACCUACGACUGCUACAGCAUCUCCUGCUACAACCACCCCACCUACGACUGCUACAGCAUCUCCUGCUACAACCACCCCACCUCGACUGCUACAGCAUCUCCUGCUACAACCACCCCACCUACGACUGCUACAGCAUCUCCUGCUACAACCACCCCACCUACGACUGCUACAGCAUCUCCUGCUACAACCACCCCACCUACGACUGCUACACCAUCUCCUGCUACAACCACCCCACCUACGACUGCUACACCAUCUCCUGCUACAACCACCCCACCUACGACUGCUACACCAUCUCCUGCUACAACCACCCCACCUACGACUGCUAGACCAUCUCCUGCUACAACCACCCCACCUACGACUGCUACACCAUCUCCUGCUACAACCACCAAAACCACCACUGCCAGCCCCACAGCAACAAGCACCACCACUCCAGCAACAAGCACGCUUCAAACUAGUACGUCCAGAGUCACCUCCACCACACCUGUCCAGACCUCAGAGGGUCCCCGAUGCUCUGCAGACCUGAAGGAGAUCAGCUCCAGCUCAGACUCCAUCGCGGUGCAGGUAACGUCGGCCGGUCUGUCCUGUAACUUCAGUCUGUUCUGCGCUCUGCACUCAUGGUCCAGUCCUACCCACUGCGAGUCUGAUGGAGAGACCAGCAGCAGUACCAUCUGUAAUAUAACUGGACUGCAACCCGGGACAGUGUAUCAGCUGACAGCGGUUUCCAGGAAGGAUGGUGAGAUUAGCCGCGGGACAGUUCAGACAGACCCAGUUGCCCCAGCUCGUCUGGACCUCCAGCUGGGCCCGGCUCAACCUCAUCAUAAAAGCCUGUUUGCGGUUCUAAGCGGCUCGGCUCUGACGGUGUCUUGGACUCUGCCUGCCGGUCAUGUGGACUGGUACGAUGUGACUCUGGAGGACACGAGCUCCGGAUCCCGGCGCAGGACCAGAAUCAUGGGCUCUGCAGCCUCCCAGACCGGGUUCACCUCUCUGAUACCUGGGACUAUGUACAAAGUCAGUGUGGUAGCUUCAGCUGGGAACAAGAGCGCCUCACCUGUCCACGCAAUGACAGCUACAGCUCCCUCCUCAGUGGACGGCCUGCAGGUGGCGUCCUCUUCCUCACACAGCCUCGGGGUGACUUGGCGGAUCGGCUUGGGCCGCACGGAGAACCUCAGGGUUCUUCUGAGGGAUCAGGCUGGUGUUCUGCUGAAGAACAUCACUCUGAAGAACAGCAGCACCUCGGCAGAGCUGGAGGGUCUGCACCCGGGUACCCCGUACACCAUCACUGUGGUAACAGAAGCAGUCGGCCUUCAGAACUCCGCCUCCACAGCAGCCGUCACAGCCCCAGCACCUGUGUCACAUCUCAUCCUCGAAAAUAACGGCAGCUCGGAACGUCUGCGGGCCUCCUGGCUCCCACCUAAAGGAGGGGUGGAAUCCUACCUGGUGACCCUGAGAGCUCCAGGAUCCAACCCUCAGCUACGUCACCUUCUCCCUAACAUCACCCAGGUGGAGUUUGACGGUCUGACCCCAGGGCGUAGCUACAAGGUGUCAGUCAGCUCCUCAGCAGGCGGUCAGAGCACCGAGAGCAGGAGCACAGCAAGGACAGUACCUGACCGGGUGUCAGCGCUCUCCAUGUCGGCUGAUGCUCAAACACUGCGGCUCAGCUGGCUGCCCCCUAGAGGCGACUGGGAGAACUACAGCAUCAUCCUGAAGAACGGCUCGGUGGUUCUGGCAAAUGAGACCGUCAGUAAGGUGAGCAGGCAGCACGCCUUCUCCGGCCUCGGCCUGGUCCCCGGACGACUCUACAGCGCAGAGGUCACAGUUCACAGCGGCGUUCUGGGUAACACGGCGCGCUGCAGCAGUCAGCUGGCGCCGUGGCCUGUGCAGCAGCUGCUUGUACACCAGGCUGACGAAACCUCGCUGAGUGUCCAGUGGAGUCGGCCGCUCGGACAAUGGGAUGGCUUCACUGUGCUUCUCAGGCGGGCAACCGCCUUUGCCACCAUCGUAGGCCAGAGGGUCCUCGGCUGGGAGGCCAAAGACUGCACUUUCAACAGCCUCACCCCUGGGGGCCACUACAUCGUUACCGUGACAACCAACAGCGGCAACCUGAGCGGUUCCGCCUCUGUGACGGCACGGACCACUCCAGCUCAGGUCAGUGGGCUGCAGCUCUCCAACCUCGGCAGCACCGACAGCCUGCAGGCGCAGUGGGCACCGGCCUCCGGAUAUAUGGACUCCUACCAAGUCCUGCUGGUUCACGACAGCAGCAUCAUCAAGAAUGAGAGCGUGAUGGCCAACAUCAGCAGCCUCAGCUUCCAGGCCCUGAGACCGGGUGCCCUGUACCGUGUGGUGGUGACCACGGUCAGAGCGGGACACGUCUCCAGACAGACGGUGUCCGAGGGACGCACAGUGCCGGCGGCAGUGAGCGAUGUCAAGGUCAGCAACAACGGGCGCAUGGACUUCCUCAGCGUGUCUUGGAGUCAGGCUGCAGGUGAGGUAGACAGAUACCUGGUAACCCUGAGUGACCGGGAGAGGACCAUUCACACCCUCACCGUGCCCAAGUCGACCCCGACAUGCGUCUUCGACUCGCUGGUGUCUGGACGCCUCUACAACAUCUCCAUCACUACCUGCAGCGGUCCAUACAAAAACCACACCUUCAUCCAGGAGAGGACACAGCCGUCGAAGGUCCAGAGCCCCACAGCGACCCACAAUGCUUCGGACGACUACCUGAAGGUGUAUUGGCGUCACGCUGCUGGAGACUUUGACCUGUACCAGGUGUUCAUCAAGCACAACAACAUCUUCCUGCAAAACAAGACGGUGCCAAAGACGGAGCACAACUGUGUGUUCACCGGCCUGGUGCCCGGCAGACUCUACACAGUGCUGGUGACCACGUGGAGCGGAAAGUACGAAGCCAUUGCCUCCACCCAUGGCAGCACCUUCCCGGCGGCGGUGCGUUCCCUGACUCUGGCUGGGCGGGGCACCGAGGACCUGCGGGUGACGUGGAUGGCAGCUCCGGGUGACGUGGAUCACUACGAGGUGCAGCUGCUGUUCAGCGACAUGAAGGUGUUUCCUCCCAUCACUCUGGGCAGCGGUGUGAGGGAGUGCGUCCUGUCGUCACUCACACCUGGGCGGCUUUACAAGAUCAUAGUUUCCACGUACAGCGGAACCAAUCAGAAGGCCCGGUACAUAGAGGGACGCACAGUUCCCAGUAAAGUGAAGAACAUCCACGUUAGCAACAGUGGAGACAGCAGCAGUCUGAUGGUGAGCUGGACUCCUGGUCCGGGCGAUGUAGACGGAUUCUCUGUGUUUCUGUACAGAGAGAGACGAAAGUUAAGUGUCCGAAGCGUCCUCAAGCACCAGAACGAGGUGAUAUUCGGCUCCCUGCAGCCCGGCCAGGUGUACGCCAUCAUGGUUCAGUCUGUGAGUGGAGACCUGGUGAACAACAACACAGUCACAGGGCGUACAGUCCCCUCUGCGGUGACAGGUCUCCAGGUGGACUCCCACCACACCACCUGUAGUAUCCAGGUGAGCUGGCAGGAGGCUCUGGGUGUGGCUGAUGGAUAUGUCCUCCAAGUUCUGGACGACAGAGGCAGCAUGGUGAGAAACGUCUCUCAGCCCUUUGGACACACCUGGCAGCAGUUUGACGGCCUCACACCAGGAAAAAAGUAUCGAGUCCUGGUCCAGACCACCAGCGGCGGGGUCCACAGUGUUGGGGUCAGCGCUGAGGCUCGGACAAGCCCAGCGUUGGUCACCAAUCUGGCCGUCACUGCAAACACCACCACCAGCCUGUCCUUCCACUGGUCUCCACCAGAGGGAGACUUUCAGCUGUAUGAAGUUUUUCUGUAUGAUCGUGAUGAUCAGCUGCAUGAGAAAAGGCGUGUCCAGUCCAACAGUCAGCAGUGCUCUUUUCAGGGCCUCAGACCUGGAGCGACUUACAAGAUGUUGAUCCAGAUCCACAGUGGAGACCAGACCAACCAGACCUCCAUCGACGCCAGAACAGUCCCGUCAGCCGUGGGGUUCCUGAAAGCUAAGAGUGGAAACCAGUCUGACAGUCUUUGGGUAAACUGGGAGCGUGGUGACGGUGAUCUAAGUGGAUACCAGCUGUAUCUCUACAACCCCAAUGGUUCUCAGCAGGCCAUGCAUCAGCUGGGCUCAGAGGCCACAGGGUUCAUCUUCUCAGGCCUCAUAGCGGGUCGCCUGUACCGAGCUGAGGUGCUGAGUCAGAGCGGCGGGCUCAGCAACAGGGCGAGCACGCUGGGCCGGACGGCUCCCAGACCACCUGCCUCCAUCUUAUUCAGGGGGGUGACCAACACCUCCCUGGAGAUCACAUGGAGCGGCCCUGUGGACUCCGACUAUGAUGACUUUGACCUGCAGUGGACUCCUCGGGACCGGCUGUCCAUCAUCAAUCCGUACCACACCCGGACGUCCAGCAACCGCAUCCUGAGGGGGAUGUUCCCCGGACGACUCUACAACUUCAGCCUCCGCACCAUCAGUGGGACCACAGAGCCCGGGGCCACACCUACCUAUAGCACACCCAUCCGCAAAGGCAUCCGCACCAAGCCAGAGAGAGUCCACAGCCUCCACUGUCGCCCUCAGAGUUCCACCUCCAUCUCCUGCUCCUGGGUAACCCCGGACACAGACUAUGACUCCUACACCAUCGAGUGUCUCCGCAAGGAUUCCCACACACUGAUGUACUCCAGACUCGCUGAGCGGGACUCCAACAGCUACAUCAUCACUGAGCUGGAGCCUCACAAACACUACACGGUCUCUGUGAAGGUCAUGUCUGGUGGGAAGCCCAGCGACGAGGCUCAGGACAACGUGGUCACCAUGAUUGACCGUCCUCCCGUGCCCCCCUCCGGUACCCGGGUCAGUGAGCAGUCUGCUGUGGUCACCAAGUCCUCCAUCUCCUUCCAGUUUAACUGCAGCUGGUUCAGUGACAUCAAUGGCGCUGUUAAGUACUUCACCGUGGUGGUGACUGAGUCUGAAGAUGUUAGCCUAAUGCAGCUGGAACAGAAGCAUCCACUGCCCUCCUACCUGGACUACAGCUCCAACAGCUCCAUCAGGUCCUACCAGACCAGCUAUUUCCCCAGCCGAUGCACAGAGAGCCCUGACAGCACCACCCAGAGCUUUAACAUCAGCUUGGGGACUGGGAUGGACUUGCUAGGGGGCACCUGUAAUGCCAGAGGCUCAAACCAGGACCCAGAGUCCAGCGGAGAUCCGAACCACUUCUGUGAUGGACCCCUGAAGCCAAAGACUGCCUACAGGAUCAGCAUCCGAGCUUUCACUCAGCUGUUUGAUGAUGAUGUGAAGGACUUGAGUGUCUUGUCUCCACUGUUCUCUGACACCUGCCUAUCGCAGCCCAUCAUCACUGAGGCUGAGCCUCUGAGCGGUGUCAUCGAAGGUGUGAGUGCUGGACUCUUCCUCGUUGCUGUGAUUGUGGGAAUCACCGCUCUGUUUGUCUGCAGGCACAGAACUCGCAAAGUUGAGGAAGAGAGGCUGGAGGUCAGGAUAAAUAUGAGGAGAGAGAGAGCAGCAGCAGGGAACCAGCUGGGUGUCAGAGGCAGCCGUCGAAUCUCCAGUCCCAUUAAGAUUGUGAACUUUGAGUCUCACUACAGCAAACUACAGGCUGACUCCAACUACCUGAUGUCAGAGGAAUAUGAGGAUCUGAAAGACGUCGGUCGUAACCAGCCUCUGGACUCGGCUCUGCUGCCGGAGAACCGGGGAAAGAACCGAUACAAUAACAUCCUGCCCUACGACUCGACGAGGGUCAAGCUGUCCUACGUUGAUGACGACCCCUGCUCUGACUACAUCAAUGCCAGUUACAUCCCAGGUAACAACUUCCGGCGGGAGUACAUCGCCACACAGGGUCCUUUACCUGGAACUAAAGACGACUUCUGGAAGAUGGUUUGGGAGCAGAAUGUCCACAAUGUGGUGAUGGUCACUCAGUGUGUGGAGAAAGGAAGGGUGAAAUGCGAUCACUACUGGCCGUUUGAUCAGGAUCCUCUGUACUACGGAGACCUGAUCGUCCAGAUGCUGUCAGAAUCGGUUCUACCUGAGUGGACGAUCAGAGAGUUCAACAUCUACAGCGAGGAGCAGCUCGGCUUCAGUCGCCUGGUUCGUCAGUUUCACUACACGGUGUGGCCAGACCACGGUGUCCCAGAGACCACUCAGUCCCUCAUCCAGUUUGUCCGUACUGUCCGAGACUAUGUCAACAGGACUUCGGGAUCUGGACCCACUGUAGUCCACUGCAGCGCUGGCGUGGGCCGAACGGGGACUUUCAUUGUCCUGGAUCGAGUGCUGCAGCAGCUGGACGCCAAAGACACGGUGGAUAUCUACGGCGCCGUGUUUGACCUGCGACUCCAUCGAUCCCACAUGGUGCAGACUGAGGUGCAGUAUGCAUACCUGCAUCAGUGUGUCAGAGAUGUCCUCAGAGCCAGGAAGCUACGCAGCGAGCACGAGGGAAUGUACAGGAUGUGAGGCGAUGCUGACCCUGACCGUAACGAUUGUACUGACUGCUGAGCCGUUGCUGAGCUCUUCAGAGAGACAUGUACAUAUAUUUUUCUACAGUGUUCAUAUGUCAAAGAGAAAUGUUUAUAACUUUAAUUUGUUUUAAUUUAUGUUCAGCUGUGUGAUGUCUUUCUGUAUAGAUUAUCUAUAGAUUAUUGGUUGUAUCAUCUCCUAUGUGUUUGAUUUGCUGGAAUAUUGGCUCCAGUUUCUCAGUUGAGUUUCUGUUGUCCUGUUUAUAUCUCCGUCACAGAUGCUCAUACCUGUAAGUUUACCUGUGCUUGUACCUGUAAGUGUACCUGUGCUCAUCUGUAUGUGAGCAGCUUAUUAAACACACAACACAAAAAUA